CAAUGUGAAUGAAAAGGGAUAGAGCGCCUAUAAACUCGCCAGUACCACAUUAGCCCAAACAAUCAUUUUCCUGAAAUCCCCAAAAUACAAUUCCUCCUCUCGUAGGUUUGCGCUAUUACGGAAAAUGAUAGCUGGUUUUUUUUUUUUUAAUUCCCCUGAUACGAUUGACAAAUCACGGGAUGUGUAAUUAUUUCCUUGUUAUCUGAAUGCUUAAACAGAUCCACGAUAGGAAUGAAAUUCCUCGAUGGCGCUACUUCCUUAUUUGGUAGCAAUGACUUCAAUACCUCAUUGAAGUUUUGAUUAAACGGGAUGCAGCCGGACGGUAAGGGGAGGAAACGUCAGCAGCAAUCGCGGUUUCAAAAGGGGGGGGGGUGGUCGGUAGAAGGAAAGGUGUUUGGAUGCUUCAGAAAUGAAGAUUGUGUGGUUAAGAUGAAGGUAGAGAUGUAUCUCAUUGUUCGGAGGAGAGUUUUUGAUAGUUUAAUAGAGGAGGAUGAGGAAAUUGAAGUGGUGAAAAUUUCACUAGGUCGAAGCCAAAAAAUGGCAUCCAUGGACGGCAGAAAAAUGGAAGCGAAUCUUCAUGAAAGAGGAGUAGGACUACACAUACGCAACAAAGAGAAGAGGAAGAUGGAGAAGUACGUUAUUUGUUCAGAGUGCCACCAAGGUGGAGAUAACGGCCUGGUGUUACAUUGUGAACUCGGUGAUUCACCAGCCCACACAUAUUGCGUUGCUCUGGGACGGGAAGAAUCUGAAGGUAAUUGGUAUUGCGGUGGAUGUACACCAGUUGCUUUGGGAUCUUCAUGUCCCAAGUUCAAGAACGUGUUGCUGGUUGACAUAUGCCAGAGUCUACCUGGUAGAGCAUCACCUGUUGCACACGUUCGAGAAAUCAUAGAACUUCACUUGAUGUGUUCACCUUUUAGUCAAGGAUUUGGUAACCUUUCAUCUAGAUUUUCGAGCAGAUGUGUUGAGGGAACUUCUCCAGUAUCCGGCGGUGGACCACCAACUUUAUCGGAGAGACGCUGGACACACCAUCAAAUUCAGCAACUACUUCAAAACCGUAGAAUUAAUUCUACGACUAGCAGAAGAAACAGUAUUUUAGCCACCAAUUCAAUCAGUAACUUCCAUAGUUUACAAAUUGAUCCAAGCAGGGAAAGAGCCACUCAACGUUCAGGGAUGCAAGAUGUGGGAACAUCAUAUCAUAUCACACAUGCUUUGAGGAGAGACAAGGCGACAAUAUUUAUCCACGCAUGCAGGGUGGGGACCCUUUGGCAAUGAGAGUAAGCAAUGCCAGGAGGUCGGUGGUUCAAGAUUCAACAUCAAGCAACAGACCUGUGACUAGGAAGGGCAUUGCGGCCUAAACUGUUUGACGAUUCAGGUCAUGGUCCUUUCAAGGACAUUGUUAGGAGUUCUACACACACCAUAUUAGCUGCUUGCGGGCUUGAGCACAGAAGGAGCGAGAUUUGCUCCGCACCUCCACCGUCCAUCUAUCCGCACGUUGAACUAACGAAUGGUGGACGAACGAGUCUGAUUAAAAGAAGCUGCUCAUCUGGCUAUAAUUAUUUUGUUGGGGAUGUGGUGAAGAGGAUCAUGGGUACAUGAAUUCCCCGAAGGUUACGUUUAGGACUUCAGGCAUUAUUGCAGUGUCUAAAAGCACGUCGUUUUUCGUUUGGUGUCGAGAACAGUAUAUCAUACAAGCGGUAAUGCAUGUAGAAAUAUGAGCCACUAACCUAUGAAGAUUG
This is a messenger RNA of Prosopis cineraria, 1736 nucleotides long. RefSeq lists its product as uncharacterized. Lineage: Eukaryota; Viridiplantae; Streptophyta; Magnoliopsida; Fabales; Fabaceae. Bases 310 to 1272 code for a protein of 320 amino acids. The record is from RefSeq and is a predicted model, not a curated record. The transcript is spliced from 2 exons.